CCCAUAUCAACAAAAACCCAUAAGAGUUACGAUGCCCUUGCCAUUUAAAGUCCUGUUCUUCCUCAGCCUUGUUUUAGGUUCGUCUUUCCAUUUCAUUGCUUCUACUGCUUCUUCAAGAUCUGCAACAGCUCCUGUUGGAGUGACGGAAGUAGAGGCACUUCUACUAUGGAAGGCUAGUCUUGACAAGGAAAGUCAAUCCACCUUGUCUUCUUGGUUCGGAACCAGGCCCUGCACUUGGGUAGGGAUUCGUUGUGGUUCGUUUGGGAGCAUCACUCAUCUAAACCUUUCCUCCUCAGGUUUGAAAGGCAAGCUAGAAGGUUUGAACUUCUCCCUUUUUCCCAACCUUACCCAUAUUGAUCUUAGCAUUAACUCACUCCAUGGAAACAUUCCUUCACAGAUUGGCCAUCUGCCCAAACUCGUCUACCUAAACUUUUCUUUCAACUAUCUCCACGGUUUCAUUCCUAACAAAAUUGAAUUAUUAAGAUCUCUUUCUAAACUUGAUAUGUCAAACAAUAAUUUCACAGGUUCUAUCCCAAUUUCUAUAGGAAAUUUGAAAAGCUUAUAUGUUCUUUACCUUUACAACAACAAACUCUCUGGUUUCAUUCCCCAAGGAAUUGGGUUGUUAAGAUCUCUUUCUGAACUUGAUUUGUCUGAAAACAAUCUCACAGGUCCAAUCCCAACUUCAAUAGGGAAUUUGAUAAAUUUAUCCGUCCUUUACCUUUACAAUAACAGACUCUUUAAUUCCAUUCCCCAAGAAAUUGGAUUGUUAAGAUCUCUUUUUGACCUUGAUUUGUCUUACAACAGUUUCACAGGUCCAAUCCCUGCUUCGAUAGGAAAUUUGAUAAACUUAUCCGUUCUUGACCUUAACAACAACAAACUCUCUGGUUUGAUUCCCCAAGAAAUUGGAUUGUUAAGAUCUCUUUCUGACCUUAAAUUGUCUUACAACAGUUUCACAGGUCCAAUCCCUGCUUCGAUAGGAAAUUUGAUAAACUUGUCCGUUCUUUACCUUAACAACAACAAACUCUCUGAUUUAAUUCCCCAAGAAAUUGGAUUGUUAAGAUCUCUUUCUGUCCUUGAAUUGUCUUACAACAGUUUCACAGGUCCAAUUCCUACUUCGAUAGGAAGUUUGAUAAACUUAUUCUUUCUUUACCUUAACAACAACAAACUCUCUGGUUCCAUUCCCCAAGAACUUGGUUUGUUAAGAUCUCUUUCUGACCUUGUAUUGUCUGACAACAAUUUCACAGGUUCAAUCCCUGCUUCAAUAGGAAUUUUGAGUAAUUUGUCUUAUCUUUUUCUUGUCAACAACAAUUUAUCGGGUUCAAUACCUCAAGAGAUGAACGGCCUAAGAAAUUUGAAAUCUCUACAGUUAAAAAACAAUAAGUUUGUUGGUUCUUUACCACACAAUAUUUGCCUAGGUGGGUUGCUUACCAAUUUCACUGUAGCAAACAACAAUUUCACUGGCCGAAUCCCCAAAACUUUAAAAAAUUGCACCAACUUGUAUAGAGUUAGGCUCGAUGGAAAUCAGUUCUUCGGAAAUAUAACAGAAGAUUUUGGCAUAUACCCUAACUUGAAUUAUAUUGACUUGAGUAAUAAUCAAUUCUAUGGUGAACUUUCAUGGAAAUGGGGGGAGUGUCAUAAUUUGAAAAACAUGAAAAUCUCCAAGAAUAAUAUUUCUGGUGAGAUUCCGGCUACUCUUGGGAUGAUGACUCAGUUACAGAGACUUGAUCUUUCUUUCAAUUAUCUAACUGGAGAGAUUCCAAAAGAGUUGGGUAGGUUGACAUCAUUGAUGGAUUUAUCGCUACAAGGUAACCAACUAUCAGGCAAUAUCCCUCCAAAAACUGGAAUGCUACAUGAUCUUCAAACUCUGAAUCUAGCAGCAAACAACUUAACUGGAUCACUUUCCAAGGAGAUCGAAAACUGUUCAAAACUUCAAUUCUUGAAUUUGAGCUUGAACAGGUUUGUUGGAACCAUUCCUUUAGAAAUUGGUGAUUUACACUCUCUAGAAAAUAUUGAUCUCAGUCAAAAUUUGUUGAUGGGAGAGAUACCGCCACAGCUUGGGAACUUGCUAAUGUUGGAAACUGUAAAUCUUUCGCACAACAUGCUCUUUGGUUCCAUUCCAUCAACUUUUGAAAAUGGUUUGUCAAGCUUGACAACUGUAAAUGUAUCCUUCAAUCAAUUAGAAGGUCCUAUUCCAAACAUCAAAGCUUUUCAUGAGGCUUCAUGUUUUGCUCUUCAAAGUAAUAAAGGGUUGUGUGGCAACACUACAUGUUUGAAGGCCUGUGUUCCUAUUUCAAGCAGAAAAGGCCUCAUUUGGAUCAUAAUACCCCUUUUGGGUAGCCUACUUUUGUUGCUUAUCUUGAUCAUAGGUCUUUUUGCUCUAUGCCGAAGAUGUAAAAGUAAAAAUAAAACAUCAGAAGAGAAGAACUGCGAGCAAAUUUUUGGUAUAUCAGGCAAUUUUGGAAAAAGAUUCUAUCAAGAUAUCAUCGAGGCAACAGAUGAAUUCAAUUCCAAUUAUUGCAUCGGUACAGGAGGACAUGGACACGUUUACAAAGCUGUGUUAUCAUCAGGUCAAGUGGUUGCUGUGAAAAAGCUUCAUCUCUCAGAAGAUGGUGAGCUAACCAAUGUGAAGGCUUUUAAAAAAGAGGUUGUUGCCCUGACAAAUAUACGACAUCGAAAUAUUGUGAAGCUACAUGGUUUUUGUCCACAUGCAAAACACCCUUUCUUGGUGUAUGAGCUCAUUGAAAAGGGAAGCUUGAAAGUGAUACUAAACGAUGAGAAACAAGCAAUGGAAUUGGAUUGGGUCAAGAGGCUGAAUGUUGUUAAAGGGGUGGCCCAUGCUCUGGCUUAUAUGCACCAUGAUUGCUCACCUCCCAUAAUUCACCGCGACAUUUCUAGCAACAACAUUCUCUUGGAUUCAAAAUUUGAAGCUCAUGUCUCUGAUUUUGGCACAGCCAAAUUUUUAAAGUCUAAUUCUUCCAGCUUAACCUCCCUUGCAAUUGCAGGAACGUUGGGAUAUAUGGCUCCAGAGCUGGCUUACACAACGAAAGUGAAUGAGAAAUGUGACGUCUACAGCUUUGGCAUGCUAACACUCGAGAUCAUGAGAGGCAAUCAUCCUGGUGAUCUCAUCUUGGCUCUAUUUUCAUCGUCAUCAUCAUCAUUGGCGUCAUCCUCGACAUCAUCGCCGAUCACACACCAUACAUUACUGAGUGAUGUGGUAGACCAACGCCUCCGACCACCAAGAAGUCGAGUUGCAGAAGGUGUGGUCUCUACUGUACAAUUAGCAUUUGCAUGUUUGCAUGCUAAUCCACAGUAUCGACCAACCAUGCAAACUAUUUCUUCUGCACUUACAACUCGAUGGCCUCCACUUGCCAAGUCAUUCUCCUUGAUAGAAUUGGGAGAGCUCAUUGCUCACUGAAGCUCCCAAUGACAGCCUUUCAUAAAAUCUUAGUCACUGUUUCUUCUAUGUUGAUCUUUUUCUUGUUUGGUUUAAUUUCCAUGUAAUUUGCUUUUCUGCAUAUGAAAUGAGAAAUGAACUUUGCAGGUUUUCUUA
Theobroma cacao (cacao) is the source of this 3550-nucleotide messenger RNA. The record is from RefSeq and is a predicted model, not a curated record. Lineage: Eukaryota; Viridiplantae; Streptophyta; Magnoliopsida; Malvales; Malvaceae.